AUUUUUGCAAAUUAAUACAAGAAAACUUGCAUAAUCAUCGAAUGAGACGCCAGGAAAAUCCAUUUCGAAAGUGGUGAAUUAAUUUUUUGUACAAUUAAUUAAUUACUCAACCGGAAAUGCUGCACAUGGAGACGGAGUUAUGAAGUUGGAGGGGAAUGAGGCAAAAUGAGACCACCUCGGUGGUGGUGGAUUUUGCUUAAGCAAACGUUUGCAUACAUUUUGUUUAACUACAUCUGCAAUUCCUGCAUUAUUUACAUUCGAAUUAAGUAUUAUAGCAUCAAAAUUGGUCCAAUUUAAAAAGUUUUGGCGACAGAAUACUAUAAAAUGAGCAGUUCGAGUUCGAGCUCAAGCUCGUCGUCCUCCUCUGGAGACUCUUCUUCUUCGGAGUGGUACCCAUCUAGUGAGGAGGACGACGAGGAAAUGACGCUGGAGGUGGGUCGGGUUCCUCUUCGUCUGGGCAAGGAAUCGCUUCCCUUGCCCAGUACUUCAAUAAAUGACGACGAGAAAGAAGAUUCUCCCAUGCCGCAUGAUGAAGGCGAGGAGGAUGAAGAGGACAAGUAUUUCAGGACACUUACGAGGAGGAAGGCGCCUGCACAAAGCAGUGAUGAUGACGAUUUGCUCAAGCAAUUUGAGAUCAAACCGUCCUUCGUCCUGAUCAAAGAAGGGAAGUGUGACCCUAACUGGAGGCCCUCACUUGAUGAGGAGGGGGAGGACGAAGAAGAAGAAGAAUCUAAACCGGAUGAAAGUGACGAUGAUGAUGAAGAAACUGUUGCUCCAGCAAAGAAAAAGCGACCCUAUCUAAAGCAUACAAAGCGUGUCAGCUUGGCUGGAUGGACGAAGGAACAAAUACGGGAGCGAAAAAAUCAACAAAACAGAGUCUUCUACCAUCGUACAAUGAAGGACCCUGCAGAAAGAAAUAAGAAAAGGACACAAAAUGAGAAAUAUAAAAAUAGCCAGCGGAAAAACAAUGCAGACGAAUAUAGAAAGAAGAAUAAAGAUAAUUGCUCGACAUUUAAAAAUAAAAAACUAGAAGAAAACGAAGAAAAGUUCAGAGCUGAACAAAAAAAAUACUUUAAAGAAUAUAGAUUACGUCAGUUAGAAAAGGAUCCUGAUUUUGAUAAAAAAAAAUAUAAAAAACAAAGGGAACGUCGAGAAGCCCUAGUCGGGGAAGACUUGGCCGAGCUUCGUCGAAAAGCAAUACUUCGUAUUGACCAAUCAACCCUAAACUCCUGGUUAAGUCUCCCUGCCUACGCGCAGUUCAAUAAUUCAGCUGUCAACUUUAACAACCAUCUGGCCACCCUCUCCACAGCCGAGUUAUUGGAUUCGAAGUAUUCGGACCUCGUUUCGGAAGCAUUUCUCCAGAAAAAGUCUUAUUGCAAUUAUUGGGUCGGGGGAUUCAAGUGGGAUGGAAUCCAUAAGAUGACCCCGGCCCAGGUUGAGGCCCACGUCCUCGCCAACAAAGACGACCCCGACUUCUCCAUCAACCUCUACUGGGGGUAUUUCUCCGGUGGUCAGCGUUCCGCCACCUAUCACCCACGCUCUCCUUCUUCUACGGUGUGGAAGAUGUUGGACGAGGACUUCCGAUGCUUCGAAUUGCACAUUUUCGGAUGCAAUCUGGCGGACUUCUCUACAUUGUCCGGAAAUUUGCUAAAGCAAGCGGUAAUCGAGUCGGAUGCAUACGCCCAUCGAUUGGAAGAAACUUGGCAUGAAGAGAAAUAAGCGAGAUUUCGAGGGGAUGCGAGUCAAUUUCAUGAAUAGUCGCCCGGAACCAGUCUCCACCGAGGAUAAGAAGGAUGCUGAACAACUUGCUAAAGCAAAAUUUAACUAUUUUAACUUCGAUGGUGAAGAAGAACA
This is a messenger RNA of Folsomia candida, 1854 nucleotides long. Its product is annotated as DNA ligase 1-like. Bases 325 to 1719 code for a protein of 464 amino acids. The record is from RefSeq and is a predicted model, not a curated record. The transcript has 13 exons. NCBI's taxonomy places the organism in Eukaryota, Metazoa, Arthropoda, Collembola, Entomobryomorpha, Isotomidae.